This is a messenger RNA of Brenthis ino (lesser marbled fritillary), 234 nucleotides long. The record is from the annotation of a GenBank genome assembly. NCBI's taxonomy places the organism in Eukaryota, Metazoa, Arthropoda, Insecta, Lepidoptera, Nymphalidae.
AUGGAGCACGUGGGGCGCGGUCGUUCGAUACAGCGGAGGCUGCGCGUUGAGCUGAAGCCCGGAACUUUCAGCCCGCCAGUUAUCUCUGAGCCAUCCUACCCCUCACGCUUCCACUUGUUUCACUACAAGCAGAAACAUCUCGACAACAGACGGAGGUCUCGCAUGGCUGGCCGCCUCAUCUCGUGCCAGUUACGCAAGAUCCAUCCCGCUACUAUAAUACUAUUGCCCGUUGCA